Molecule: messenger RNA, 2479 nt
Organism: Cicer arietinum (chickpea)
Lineage: Eukaryota; Viridiplantae; Streptophyta; Magnoliopsida; Fabales; Fabaceae
Product: probable E3 ubiquitin-protein ligase ARI7
Biological process (GO): protein ubiquitination
Molecular function (GO): zinc ion binding; ubiquitin-protein transferase activity
Source: RefSeq, a predicted model, not a curated record
CUUCUAUUCUUUGCGUACUUUACAUUUUCUCUUUCUCUCUCUAACUAUUCAACAACAGUAUCUACAACAUUUUCCAUAAAGCACUAUCAACACUCAACACACAUUCCCUUUUCUCUUCUCUCUUCAAAAUCCCCAAAUUACUUGCCCUAGAUUCUCUCUCCUCGCCGAUUUUGGAUCCUCGAUUCCAUAAAAUUCUCUUCCUUUGUUCUUCCAUGGACUCCGAGGAUGAUAUGCACGAUGCUAACGACGUGGAGUCCCUUGAAGACGAUGACGAUUUCUACAGUGGUGACACGGAGGAUGCUUCCAUGGAUUAUUACAGCGAUUACGAUGACGAUGCCGGUGAUUACUUCGAUGAUGCUGAUAAGAUUGAGUCUCGUCGCCCUGAGCAAAAUUUUACCAUCUUGAAGGAAUCCGAUAUCCGAGUAAGACAGGAAGAUGACAUCACUAGAGUAGCAGCUGUUCUUUCUCUAUCAAGAGUUUUUGCAAGUAUACUACUUCGUCACUACAAUUGGAGCGUCAGUAAAGUGCAUGAUGCAUGGUUUGCUGAUGAAGAGCGAGUUCGAAAAGCAGUUGGCUUGUUGGAAAAGCCAGUUGUACAGUCUCCUAAUGCUAGAGAGCUUACAUGUGGCAUCUGUUUUGAAAACCAUCCUCGUUCUGUGAUUGAAAUGGCUUCUUGUGGUCAUCCAUAUUGUUUCACAUGCUGGGAAGGAUAUAUCAGUACAUCCAUUAAUGACGGUCCUGGAUGUUUGAUGUUGAGAUGUCCUGAACCCACUUGUGGUUCUGCUAUUGGUCAAGAUAUGAUUAAUCUAUUAGCAUCUGAGGAAGAUAAACAAAAGUAUGCCCGUUAUCUUCUUAGAUCUUAUAUUGAAGAUAAUAAAAAGUCAAAGUGGUGUCCUGCUCCUGGUUGUGAAUAUGCAGUUACUUUUGAUGCUGGAGGUGGAAACUAUGAUGUCUCUUGCCUCUGCUCAUAUAGCUUUUGUUGGAAUUGCACUGAGGAGGCUCAUCGUCCAGUGGACUGUGGCACUGUGGUAAAGUGGAUUUUGAAAAACAGUGCAGAGUCUGAAAACAUGAACUGGAUACUUGCCAACUCAAAGCCAUGUCCCAAGUGCAAGCGACCAAUUGAAAAAAAUCAAGGGUGCAUGCACAUCACAUGCACUCCACCCUGUAAAUUUGAAUUCUGCUGGCUAUGCCUUGGUGCUUGGUCAGACCAUGGUGAAAGAACUGGUGGUUUUUAUGCUUGCAAUCGUUAUGAAGCAGCUAAGCAAGAGGGAGUGUAUGAUGAUACCGAGAGAAGAAGAGAAAUGGCGAAGAAUUCAUUAGAGAGAUACACACAUUAUUAUGAGCGGUGGGCCAGCAACCAAUCUUCAAGGCAGAAAGCUCUUGCAGAUCUACAUCAAAUGCAAACAGUUCAUAUUGAGAAGCUCAGUGAUACCCAGUGCCAACCUGAGUCACAACUUAAGUUCAUAACUGAGGCCUGGCUACAGAUAGUUGAGUGUAGGAGAGUGCUGAAGUGGACAUAUGCAUAUGGGUACUAUUUACCUGAGCAUGAGCGUGCAAAAAAACAGUUCUUUGAGUAUUUGCAAGGUGAAGCAGAAUCUGGUCUAGAGAGACUUCAUCAAUGUGCUGAAAAAGAACUACAACAGUUUCUCAGUGCUGAUGGCCCAUCUAAAGAAUUCAAUGACUUCCGUACAAAGUUAGCUGGAUUGACUAGUGUGACAAAAAAUUACUUCGAGAACUUAGUGAGGGCACUAGAGAAUGGUCUAUCUGAUGUGGAUGGUAAUGGAGCUGCCAUCAGCAAAGCAACAAGCUCAAAAAAUGCUGCAGGGAGCAGCAAGGGGAGAACUGGGAGAGGAAAGGGAGCUUUCCGAACCACCAUGACCAGCAGAACGUCUGAUGAUAGUCACUGGUGCUGUGACCAUUGUACCUCUACAAAUGUCAGAUCUGCCACUGUAUGCCAGAUUUGCAAUCAACGUCGAUGAAAAUUUGGGUUGUCCAUUUGAAAUACUUGUUGCUGCUGCUGGUGGCCGCUGCACUUAAGGCUGAGAUGGGGUUAUUACUCACUUAUUGUAUGCUGGCUCCAAUAUGUCAAGAGGAUGGAGGGAUUAAGCCAUUGCAUAAAGAUUUCCCUCCUUGCACUCGCAGAUAUUUGAUGUUUAUAGUGUUCUGUGCUGUUUUAACAUUUAAGUAUGGGGUUUCUGUUACAGGCUUUUGUAACUGAAUAUCGCAACAUAACAGAUGCUGGAGAUGAACACAGAUAUUUGUGCUGUUGUUUUUUUCAGUUAGUAUAAGAAACCUAGAGAUAUUUGUGUAUAUAAAACCUCAUGGUUGGUUUGGUCACAUUUUAAAAAAUCGUGAUAAGGAAUGAAAUGAAUCAUGUACCAUAUCACUUGAGAUUUGUAACACCUUUGUGAACUUUGUAUUGUUGCUGUCUUCACAGAAUGGUUGGGCCCUAUUUCAUAAUGCGUCCUUUGAGUCUGAA